UUUCAUUAGCAUUGAAGCUAAGCUCCGUUACUAACAGCGGAGACUUCUGAGACACUUUUCCCGUCCUGGGUCACUCCUCAGCGGGCUUUAGAGGACCGGUAACCGCCGUGUUGGUGGUUGUAUCCGUUGUUACGAAGUGGUUCUUUGUGAUCAUGGCGGAGGUAUCGGACCCGGAGAAGAGGAGAGGAGCUGCGGGGAGGAAGAGCCAGCAGAGCCGCAGGAAGAGGACCAACAACCGGGUGACUCUGGAGAAAGUUUUGGGCAUAAGCACAUCCAGCAGCAGCGGUUUGACCUCUGACCCCAAAUCUGGGCUCAUCGCCUACCCUGCAGGGUGUGUCAUCGUGCUGCUUCACCCCAAGACAAACAAACAGAGUCACAUCGUCAACACGUCCAGAAAGCCCUUCAGUGCUCUGGCCUUCUCCCACGAUGGGAAGCACCUGGUCACCGGGGAGAGUGGUCACAUGCCCUGUGUGCGGGUGUGGGAGUUGGAGGGGGGGCAGGUGGCGGAGGUUCAGUCUCAUAAAUACGGAGUCUCCUGCGUGGCGUUCUCCACCAACAGCUGCUACGUCGUCUCCGUGGGAUACCAGCACGACAAGACCGUCAGCGUGUGGGACUGGAGGAAAGGUUCGAUCAUCGCCUCCAACAACGUGUCCAGCCGAGUGUCCGCCGUCUCUUUCUCGCAGGACAACAGCUACUUCGUCACCGCAGGAAACAGACACGUCAAGUUCUGGUACCUCGACGCCUCCAAAGAACGACGGGUGAACAGCACGGUGCCUCUGAUUGGUCGGUCGGGGUUGCUAGGUGACCAUAAGAACAGCGUGUUCAGUGGGGUGGCGUGUGGGCGUGGCCCCGCGGCGUCCAGCACUUAUUGCAUCACCAGCUCCGGCCUGCUGUGUCUGUUCAACAGCAGCCGGCAGCUGGAGGCGUGGGUCGACCUCAAGACGUCGUCGGCGAGCUGUCUGGCCGUCAGCGAGGACUUUAUCUUCUGUGGAUGUGCUGACGGUGCCAUCAGAGCGUUCAGUCCCUCUAACCUGCAGUACGUCACCACUCUGCACCGCCCACACCGCCUCGGGGUCGACCUCACACAGAGCCUUCAGCACAGUCCAGGGGCUCAGUACCCCGACACGUUGGCCCUGACCUUUGACCCGGCCUCCAGACACCUGACCUGCGUGUACAACGACCACAGUGUGUAUGUGUGGGACGUUAAAGACGUGAGGAAUGUGGGGAAGCUGUACUCCGCUCUGUACCACAGCAGCUGUGUGUGGAGCAUCGAAGUGUACCCGGAGCUGUUGGAUGCGUCUCAGGCCUGCCUGCCUCCCUCCUCCUUCCUCACCUGUUCGUCUGAUAACACCGUCAGACUGUGGAACACCGACCCCCCCAUCGCACACCGAAACCUCUACAGCAACGACCUGCUGCGGAUCGUGUACGUCGGGGAGAACAUGCAGCACCUGCAGGCCGAGGGGGGGGAAGCAGGGGCUGAUGGGAAGGCAGGAAUCAGAGUCCUGGGAGUCAGUCCUGAUGGGAAGCACCUGGCAGCUGGAGACCGCUGCGGAAACCUGCGGAUCUUUGGUCUGGAGUUCCUGGACGAGCUGGUGAAGAUCGAGGCUCAUGACUCUGAGGUUUUGUGUCUGGAGUUUUCCCCGAUCUCCACAGGUGUGAAGCUGUUGGCGUCGGCCAGCAGAGACAGACUGAUCCACGUCUUCAACCUGGAGAAGAACUACAGCCUGGAGCAGACGCUGAGCGACCACUCGGCCUCCAUCACUGCCAUCAAGUUCACAGGUGAGAGUCCGGAGGUCCGAAUGGUGAGCUGUGGAGCCGACAAAAGCAUCUACUUCCAGACCGCCGAGCAGACGGCCGAGGGUCCGUUGUUCUCCAGGAGUCACCACGUGGUGGAGAAAACCACGCUGUACGACAUGGACCUGGAUUCAACCCGGACUCACGUCGCCAUCGCCUGCCAGGACCGAAACAUCAGGGUGUAUAACGUGGAGACGGGGAAGCUGAAGAAGUGUUUGAAAGGCUCGUCCAGCGAUGAAGGAGCUCUGCUGAAGGUUCAGAUGGAUCCUUCCGGGUCCUUCUUCGCCACCAGCUGCUCAGAUAAAAACAUCUCCAUCUUCGACUACGAGACCGGAGAGUGCGUCUCCACCUUGUUCGGACACUCAGAGAUCGUCACCUGUAUGAGGUUCAGUGAGGACUGCAAACACCUCAUCACUGUGUCCGGAGACAGUUGUGUGUUUAUCUGGAGGCUUGACUCUCAGAUGACCAGCAUCAUGAAGAAGAGGCGAGGCCUAAAGAUGGCCGCCGCUCCCGAAGCCUGCAGCCGCAAGCUACCUAGCAUCAGGAGGGAGACCUUCAUCACGGGACCCUCCUCUCAGCUGCCUCACAUGGAGGAAGAGGAGGAAGAGGAGGAAGUGGAAGACCUUGGGACUCCUGACUCCAGACCCGACUCUGCUCACGAAGCUCAGCUGCUUCAGACCAACGGGAAACUCCCGCUGUGGUUCAGGAAACUGCAUGGUCAGGGCGGGGCCUCUGCUGCCGUCCAAUCAGUCGCCGAGCCUCAUCAGGUGAGGAGUCGGUGGGCGGAGCAACGAGACCCUCUGAACAUCGUCUCCAACUUCUCCCCGAGUCCCACCCAGAGUCCUGGGGAGGAAGAGGAGGAGCAGAGGGAGGAAGAGGAGGAGCAGAGGGAGGAAGAGGAGGGACACUUCCACCCUCAGAGUCUGGAGAGUCUGCUGGUAGAGGAGGAGGAAGAGGAGGAGGAAGAUGGAGAGGAGGUGCUGCAGAAUCCAGGUGAGAAGAGGAGCAGCUACAUCCUGUACCCCGACACCAACACCACCACCGACAGAGAGUUCGAUGUGCAGGGUGUGACCGACCCUCGGCUGGAGGGAGAGGGGGCGGAGCCUGUGUGGAGCAGAAAGGGGGCGGGGCCUAUAUGGAGCAGCCAGCUGAGUCCAGACUCCGCCCUCUCCGAAGGCUCAGCAGGAAGUCUGGAGCAGCAGCAGGACGCCGACACGGACUCACUGAGUCAGGGCAGCUCGGUGGGCAGUCUGGUUUUGGAGGAGGACGAGGACUCGCUGAAGAUCCACUUCGACACUCUGGCCUCUGGUCUGACCGACGAGAAGUUCGACACCGACCUGAGGGCUCUGCUGCCUCCGGAUGAGAAACAUUACCUGAACCCCCGCCUCAGCAUCUCAACCGCCUUCCUGUCGCGCUUCCAGGACAGGAUCAGGUUUUGUCCGAGCCGAGCGCCACCUCCCGCUAUGAUCCCCACCAGAAUCUCAGAGGAGAGCUACGUCAGCAACUCAUCGGUGAACUCGGAGGCGAGCAGCGAGGUCAGCUGCACUGAAUCCACCCAGAAAGAAACCAGCUUCAGCGGUGCCGUGCUUCGCCGUAGAGCUUCCAGCAUGAUUUCCCAUCAGUCUCUUCGCCGCCUCAAACGCAGACGACACACUGUGGUUCACGUCCAGUGCAGAGACAUGCUGCAAGACGUCACCUCCAGGACUCUCAACCUCAGCCUGGGCUCGGCUGCCCAGCAGGGGGCGCUGCGGCUCGGAUACUUAGGGACCACGGCCAGCUCCAGGGCCAAAAAGGGCCAAGACCCCGCCUCUGAGGAGAAGGAGAACCUGGACCUCCAAAGCAGGGACCAGGACCAAGACCAGACCUGCAGUGUGUCGUCACUCAAUUCUUCCCCCCCAUCGAGCAGCCCGCAGGAGGUUGCCACGCCCCCCGCUGUGAUGUCACUGGACGGAGCCACGCCCCCUGCUGUGAUGUCACUGGAUGGAGCCACGCCCCCCGCUGUGAUGUCACUGGGCGGAGUCAGGAGGUGGAGCCUCUGCAGCGAGGAGGAGACCCUGACCAAUCAAAACCUAACCAUCAUCAUAAGCCCCUCCCCCACACGUGACACCAUCGCCUCUGACAUCAUCGAGCAGGAGGCGGGACAUCCAGGUGAGGUGUUCAGGGACACCUCCCCCGCCUCUUCCUCUUCUCCUCUGACGGAAACACAGCACCCCCCCCCAGUUGCCAUGGUGAGUCUGCUUCAGUGUCAGAGCGUUGCCAUGGAGCUGCGGGAGGCGACGAGACGAGCCGUGCUGCUGCACCAGCAGCUCUCUGAUGGCACGCAGCCUCCGCAGCUCGUCUCCGUCCUGAAGGGUGCGUUUGAUUUCGUUCUCUCGGAGCUGCAGGCGGUGCGAGGAGAAGACGAGGCGUCUCUUUCUCUGCUGGAGAAAUACUCAGAGCUGCUGGUCCAGAUGACCCGAGAGAAACUGGACCGGGUCUGAGACGAGAGAAACUGGACCGGGUCUGAGACAAGAGAAACUGGACCGGGUCUGAAACCAGAGAAACUGGACCGGGUCUGAAACCAGAGAAACUGAGACGAGAGAAACUGAGACGAGACUGAACCCAGAAAUCAGUAUUAAACCUGACGCACCUUACGUUUAUGUGUUUUAUGCCAGAAUUGUGUUUUUAAAUCACCAUCACUGUGUUUGUUAAUAAAGUUGUAUAUGUUUCUUAUUAAAAAAAAAAGUGUCUAAUUGAA
Molecule: messenger RNA, 4531 nt
Organism: Trematomus bernacchii (emerald rockcod)
Lineage: Eukaryota; Metazoa; Chordata; Actinopteri; Perciformes; Nototheniidae
Gene: wdr62
Product: WD repeat domain 62
Exons: 33
Coding region: 153-4274 (1373 amino acids)
Biological process (GO): regulation of mitotic cell cycle; neurogenesis; mitotic spindle organization
Cellular component (GO): mitotic spindle
Molecular function (GO): protein binding
Source: RefSeq, a predicted model, not a curated record